This is a messenger RNA of Emiliania huxleyi CCMP1516, 546 nucleotides long. RefSeq lists its product as hypothetical. The record is from RefSeq and is a predicted model, not a curated record. NCBI's taxonomy places the organism in Eukaryota, Haptophyta, Isochrysidales, Noelaerhabdaceae. Bases 1 to 546 code for a protein of 181 amino acids. The transcript has 2 exons.
AUGCUACUGGCACUGGCGGCGGCGGCGCUCGCGUCCGCGUCGGCGGAGACCGAGGGGCACGUCUGUAUCAAGAGCGCCACCAACCUCGCUGAGCAUGUGGACAGCUGGCCCAAGAAGCCCGCGCCUGAGGCCUGGGUCAAGGUCGAGCUGGGCGGCCGCGUCCUGUGCAAGACUGAUGAGGGUUCCGUCUCUGCCUUUGCGCCGCUCGUGGUCGCCGUCAUCGCCGAGGAGGUCUUUGGCGUUUCCGACCUAGAGGUUGACGUCAGCUGCCUGACGGACGAUCAGCAGGCGAACAACGUGAAGGGGCUCGGGGACGCCAUUUUCUCCGUCUGCUGCGUCGGCUGGGGGCUGUGCUGCAUCGUCGUCUUCGGUUUCUACUACUUCUACCCCCGCGAGUCGCGGGCGCUCAACCCACACCUCGUCGCCCCCACGCGCAAAGUCUCUUCGGACGUCGACGGCGAGCUCUCGACAGAUGCAGUUGCACCGGCAGAGACGGCCAAGCCCCAGGCGGCGGGAUCGGGCGCGGGUGCGGAGGAGGCCAUUUAA